Molecule: messenger RNA, 4144 nt
Organism: Octodon degus (degu)
Lineage: Eukaryota; Metazoa; Chordata; Mammalia; Rodentia; Octodontidae
Product: sodium- and chloride-dependent transporter XTRP3A
Exons: 12
Coding region: 178-2097 (639 amino acids)
Biological process (GO): sodium ion transmembrane transport
Cellular component (GO): plasma membrane
Molecular function (GO): L-proline transmembrane transporter activity
Source: RefSeq, a predicted model, not a curated record
UGAGGUCCAGGCCAGAGAGGGAGGUGCAGGGGCCAUAGGGAGGGACAGUGUCAGAGCCACAUGGGGAGAGCAGAUCCCGGGAAUUAGUGUACAGAAAGGCAGAAGGAGACGCAGGUGCCACCAGUGUGCAGAAGACAGAUCUGGAGACCCCAUCCCGGGCGGGAGGAGCUGCAGGGCAUGGAGCCCCCUUCAGCACACCUGGCCUCCUUGGCCAAGAAUAAGGAGCUGCAGCCCUGGGGGAGCCAGGGAUGCUCGGCCUGGCACCCCGAGAGGAGGGCAGGAGCAGAGGCCACUGAGUCUGGGGCACAGGAAAAGGCACAGGGGAAGGCACGGGAGCAGUGGGGGGACCCCCUGCAGUUCAUCUUCACCUGCAUCUCUUACUCCGUGGGCCUGGGCAAUGUGUGGCGCUUCCCCUACCUGUGCCAGAUGUACGGCGGCGGUAGCUUCCUGGUCCCCUACCUCAUCAUGCUUGUUGUGGAGGGAAUGCCACUCUUGUACCUGGAGCUGGCGGUGGGGCAGCGCAUGCGGCAGGGCAGCAUCGGUGCCUGGAGAGCCAUCAGCCCCUACCUCGGAGGUGUUGGUAUGGCCAGCAUAGUGGUGUCCUUCUUCCUGUCCCUGUACUACAACGUGGUCAACACCUGGAGCCUCUGGUACUUCUUCCACUCCUUCCAGGACCCCCUGCCAUGGUCCAUCUGCCCCCUGAAUGGAAACCUUACAGGCUACGUGGAGGAGUGUGAGAAGGCCUCGUCCACACAAUACUUCUGGUACCGGAAGACCCUCAACAUCUCACCGUCCAUCCAGGACAGCGGGGCCGUGCAGUGGGAGCCGGCGCUGUGCCUCAUCCUGGCCUGGAUGGUGGUGUUCCUGUGCACGCUGCGGGGCGCUGAGACAACGGGCAAGGUGGCCUAUUUCACUGCACUGCUGCCCUACUGUGUGCUCAUCAUCUACCUGGUCAGAGGCCUCACCCUCCAUGGAGCCACCAAUGGCCUGAUGUACAUGUUCACUCCCAAGGUCGAGCAGCUGGCCAACCCCAAGACCUGGAUCAAUGCAGCCACACAGAUCUUCUUCUCUCUUGGCCUGGGCUUUGGCAGCCUGAUCGCUUUUGCCAGCUACAACGAGCCUUCCAACAACUGCCAGAAGCACACCAUCAUCGUGUCCCUCGUUAACAGUGCCAGCUCCAUAUUCGCCAGCGUGGUAACCUUCUCCAUCUAUGGCUUCAAGGCCACCUUCAACUAUGAAAACUGCUUGAAUAAGGUGAUUCUGCUGCUGAUCAAUUCUUUUGACCUUGAAGAUGGCACUGUGACAGCCAGCAACCUGGAACAGGUAAAAGACUACCUGGCUUCCACCUACCCGAGCAAGUAUAGCGAGGUCCUCCCACAUAUGCAAAACUGCAGCUUGGAAUCGGAGCUGGACACGGCUGUCCAGGGCACGGGCCUGGCCUUCAUCGUCUACACCGAGGCCAUUAAGAACAUGGAGGUGCCGCAGCUGUGGUCGGUGCUCUACUUCGCCAUGCUGCUGACGCUGGGUGUGGGGAGCAUGCUGGGCAACACGAUGGGCAUCCUCACGCCUCUGACUGACAGCAAGGUCAUUUCCAGCUACCUGCCCAAGGAGGCCAUCUCAGGUCUGCUGUGCUUCGUCAACUGUGCCAUCGGCCUGCUGUUCACCAUGGAGGCUGGGAGCUACUGGUUCGACAUCUUCAAUGACUAUGCGGCCACGCUGUCCCUGCUGCUCAUCGUGCUGGUGGAGACAGUCGCCGUGUGUUACGUGUACGGGCUGAGGAGAUUCGGAGCCGAGCUCAAGGCCAUGACCGGCUGUGCCCUCAACUGGUACUGGAAGACCAUGUGGGCGUUCGUGAGCCCGCUGCUCAUCGUGGGCCUCUUCUUCUUCUACCUGACUGACUACAUCCUCUCGGGGACCCCGCAAUACCAAGCCUGGGAUGCCACCCAGGGCCAGCUGGUGACCAAGGACUACCCCACCUAUUCCCUGGCAUUCAUCGGCCUGCUCAUAGGCUCCUCCAUCAUGUGCAUCCCCCUGGCGGCCCUGGGGACUUUUGUCAUGCACCGCCUCAGGAAAGGAGACAGGACCUCCACAGCCUGAGGGCUAGACUUCCAGAGCCUGCGCACUUUUGGAUGAAACAAAGACCUAAAGGGGAAAGCCAAGCCAUGUGCAUAGGUGGCCCUUGGGAGGACACCGCACGGUCAUGAGGGGUAGCACACACGUGUGAGUAAAGCACCCAGAGCGGGUCUGCGUGAUUCACCCACAAGAAAGGAGACACUACCAGCAGGGAGGCGCUAGCUGUGCUACAAAUAACCAACGAAGACUGAGUCUCCAGAACAUAAAGAAUUUCAGCAAGCCAGGGAGGACACGGGUCCUAAUGGGCAGGCAGGCAACAGCCAGAAACGAUGAGAAGACGCUUCACCUGGCGUGUGGUCAGAGAAGCUCCAGAAUGCACGCUGCUGGAUUACAGAAGUCAGAAGUCACCAAUUCAGGGCACUGGUGAGAUCGCAGAACUGGCAGGACACAGGACGCAUCCAACUGGGGGACUGCUACCUGGUAGGUUUUAGGCUUAGCGCACAAUGGAGAAGCACUUCACGAGCCCAGAGACAAGCACGAUGUCCUCCGCGAGACCAGCAUGGCAGCAAGCGCUGAGUGAAACCACAAGGCUCACCGUCACACUAGACAAAAAUCGAGCUGACAGGGCCAUCAAUAAAUCUGACGCGCAGCUGACAACCCAGAAUUACCACAUUCAUUCUGUACAAAUGCUGGUUAGCAGGCUGCUGACCCAGCCUUCCACGGAGGAAGGCUGUUGUCUCAGAGACAGCACUGGGGCUGAGAGUGGGCCGUAGGACACACACAAUCCCUGCUUCACAGCCUUCAGAACAAGUCAUCAGACUGGACAAUCGCUUAUUAUGGGUACAGUCUAUGGACUAAAUUGGAGGAAAUGCUAGAAAGAUGGCUGGGUGGUGAAGCUAGGGCGAGCUCUCUCAGAAGGCAGCCAGGAGUCGCGCCCUGAUGCGGUGGGAAGGCCUCUGCGCCACAGCUGCAGGAAACCCAUGCUCCUUGGUCCUGGGGAGGAGCCAAAGUCUGCCAAUCAUCAGAGUGACAGAGGCGGACUCUCUCCAGAUGAACCUUGAUCGCAACUUUCUGGAGACACCCAAGCGGGGGACCGCGCUGAAGCAGGCCCAAACCCUGGGGCACAAGAAUCGUGGGAUAAUGACCACCACGCGGGCUGCUGCCAGCCACCAAGUGCUGGGGUCACCCAUCCCGCAGUGCUAGGCAACCACCACUGCUGCCUCACAGCUGCUUCAUAUCCUAUUCUUUUCUCUGUCACUCAAAAGUGACUAAAAAAUACACAGAAUUUAAGUGACCAUAACUGGGAAAGAGUAUCCAGAACCUGUGAGUUUGUUUACUUAUGUUACCUGGCUUUUUCUACAACCACCACACACUGCUUUAAGAAAAAAAAAAACACAACAUCUUUCAAGAAAAAGUACAGCAUAAAAAUACCACAGUUCAAAAAGAAUAUGACAUUUUAUUUUCACUUAGGGAGGUACAGUACAUGAAUUAAAUAGAAUCAUGAGAGUUCCCAAAUAUUGCCAGCUCUGCCCUCACACACCGAGAUCAGCCCGCCCCUUCCCAGCAGGCAGCAGUGCAGAGCUGGUCUGCCGUGAGUGCUGACGUGAAGUUCUCGCUGGGAAGUCUGGUAGCACUUGGGUAUCAGCCUACAGCAGACAGGAGCUACGUGUGGACAUUCCAUCUUUGGAACGAAUGGUGGCUAUUUACACAGUAAGAAUAGGCGGCCUCCUCACCCACCCUAUUCUGAGUUUAAUGACUGAUUUAAAGCUAUGCAGGGUUUCCCAGAUGUUAUUUCCUUCAGCAUUUCUAAAAGCAACAGCUCUCAUUAAUGUUUACAAAAGAUAAUGCUGAAAAAAAUGUAAUGUUAAAAUAAAGGCGCUUUUAGAAAUAUUUAAGGACAACAUAAGGUAUUACUAUUGGAAAAAAAUUGUACAUAUUUCAAGCCCAACACUGAAAUAGUAUAGCAGUGUUCAAGUUGUUUUAAAAUAGUGGUAAUUAUACUACUUUACAUACUGCUCUAAUAUCUAAACUUCACAAUUACAGUUUAAAUAUACAAUCUGACUUACAACUA